AUGAGCCUCAUCAUCAUUGCCGAGUACACAAUUCGUAGCACUCUUUUCCUCAUCGAGAUGGCUGUGUUGCUGAGUGUCUUUCCUGGCAUUCCCGGCGCAGCAGCAUACUUCACAUGGUUUAUCGGACAGCGACUGUCAACAGCUUUGUCUGAUGAGCACUUGCCCGACUAUCAGGGGGCGCUUUUGUGUUUUGUAUUUCACGCAAUCUUCUUCCUUGUCGUUCCCUGGGGUAUCCUCCCUUUUUAUAGCAUCAGGAAAGAGUUGUCACCCUUGACACGUGGACUGAUCUCCUGUUCUGUUGGUCUACUCGCUGAGGCUCUGACCAUCAUCUCCAUACAUGUGGCUUUUGUCAGCUGGAAAUGGUCGACUCAGCUUGAGGAAGAUGGGUCCAUGAGCCUCGCCAGGCAUUGUCGUGCCAUGGCUAUUUAUUUGAGUGUACUUUGGUGCCUGCAAUGGCUAUUCUUUCUAUUAUCUUUAUCAUACAUCUUGGAAUUCGGUGUCCCCAAUUUCGUUAAGCAAAUGUUGGUCGACACUAGAAAGUUCUUAGCAGCUACUGGUGUCAGGCCGCUGCCUGGCCAUUCAGAUAUUAACAAGGAAGACUCGGUUUGA
Molecule: messenger RNA, 609 nt
Organism: Fusarium proliferatum ET1
Lineage: Eukaryota; Fungi; Ascomycota; Sordariomycetes; Hypocreales; Nectriaceae
Exons: 1
Coding region: 1-609 (202 amino acids)
Source: RefSeq, a predicted model, not a curated record